Molecule: messenger RNA, 3261 nt
Organism: Podarcis lilfordi (Lilford's wall lizard)
Lineage: Eukaryota; Metazoa; Chordata; Lepidosauria; Squamata; Lacertidae
Source: the annotation of a GenBank genome assembly
GUCCAAUCCCCCUCAAGCCCUAGCGCGCGACGACGUCACAAGGGGGGGAAAUCCAGUCGUGUCCAGUUUCCCGUCGCCUCCCUCGCUCCACUGCGCAAGCGUGCUGGGGCUGCACAAAUACGCGGCUACGGGCGGGGCAGGGGUGGAGAAGGAGGAAAGGGUCGGAGCGUGACGGCUGCACAGCCGCAGCCUUGAUUCCUCCCAUCCCCCUCCAGCGGGGUUGUGCGCGUUAGUCCCCCCCCGCGCUUCUCACAACACACCCCGUUCCCCUUUCUAGCCAAUCCCUUCCCUCGCCUCCCGGUGCGCGCUGACGUCACAAAAGCCUACCCACUAUAUAAACGGCCGGCCGUGUGGCCCCGCCCUUCCUGCUGCCUUUUCCUUUUUUUGGUGCCCCCUCGCAGAGGUUGAAGAGCCGUUUACUUCGUCGCGUCCGCCUUUCGCCGUCGCUGCAGUUGCCUCCGACCCGGGAAAAAGCGAAGCGAAGCGCGUCGUAUGUCCGCUAUCCAGAACCUCCACUCCUUCGGUGAGGACACCGGCCGGAGGGGGGGGGCAAAUAGGCAGGAAGCCUCAGGUUUCUGUGGGGCGGGCAGAAGGGGGGGGUCAAAAACGAGCCUGAGGGGAAACCGUUGGGGGUGGGUGUCGUCGGUUGGUCCUUAAGCGAGGGAAGGCCUCAGAGGAGGCGAACAGGCCUCUAAUGUCGGGACAAAGGGCGAGGCCCGAGCGGGGCCGGAACUAGGGCGAGAGAGAAGAGGCUGACUGGAAACUGCGGGUGAGGGAGGGGGGGGGCAUUUUUCGAAAAGGGACGAGGGGGGGGCGAAGAGUCUGGGGCGGAGCCAUGGCUGCGGUAGAGGGGGCGGAGCCUGUUUCCGCGUGGGGAGGGGGGACAAUGGGGGAGAGGGGGGGUAAAUGGGGAGGAGCCGCUUGACCGUGGUGUUGGGGUUUUUUUUGUGGGGCGGAGAGAUGCGUAAUGGAGGUUAAAGAACUUAGAUCGAGGUUGGCAUGAAGCCAGAAUAAUGUGGGGGGGGGGGAGCGAAAUACUUUUCGAUAGGGUGGAAAGCGGGGCGGGGGUCGCAUAUCCUUAGCCUGAGUUGCGGGGCCUUUUGGGGUAUUGGAGGCGAUGGGGGGGAGGGAAGUGCGUUUCGUAGGAAUUGAGGGGGGGCUUAGCGCAAGUAAUGGUUUUUUUUACUAGUGGGGAGGGGUGUUUUUCUGUUAAGAGGAUUGAUCGGCCACGGGGGCUGCGGCAAAGGCAGAUUUGGGGGGGGGGCGGGAAUCAGGAUGCUUGUUUCUUUCUGUGCGUCUCGGUGAGGCCCCGGGAUGUGGCGUUUGCUGAGCAGCCUCUGCCAUCUUCCCUUUUCUUCACUCUGUCUCUCUCUCUCUUUCUUACUCCCCCCCCCUUUACUGACGCAGUUGCUAAUUCUUGGCGGUUGCGUCAGCCGGAGACGAGGGAGGGGCUUCGGGACAGGGAGAGGCGGCUCGACGGGUGUCACGUGGCCCGAGAGGAAAGGGCCUGUUUUCAGGGCCUGCAAGAGGAAGAGAGCAAAGUACUGUGUAACCGGGUGUCAAGGAAGAGGCCCGCAUCAGUGGUGGAGUAACACUGUGGCUCUCAUGCCAACUCCUUUCCUUGUGGCUGAGCAGUUCAUCGAUGGCACUUUGUUUGGUGCAUAGUUCAUAGCUCUUGGGCUUUCGAACAAGAAUAUGAAGUGUUGUAGAUGGUGUUGAGAAGGAGGCAUUUUAAGCUUACCCAGCAACAAAAAUAAGCAUCUUUACGUUUUUAGCAAGGGUGCCAAGUCCUUUGUGUAGCUUUUAACACUUUCUUUCUCUUUCCAGACCCCUUUGCUGAUGCAAGUAAGGGUGAUGACUUACUUCCUGCUGGGACUGAGGACUACAUCCAUAUAAGGAUCCAGCAGAGAAACGGCAGAAAAACCCUCACCACAGUCCAGGGCAUCGCCGAUGAUUAUGAUAAAAAGAAACUGGUGAAGGCCUUCAAGAAGGUGAGUAGGAGAAGCUUCAAUCUUUCCCAGAGAGAACUUGGAGGUGUGGCAAAAGAGGCUUGUGCUUUGGUUGAUAGAAGGCGAUCUGUUUCUUGGACAUCUCAGUGUAUAUUGUGGCAAAGCUCCUCCCCCCCCCAAUAAAAUGCUCUGAGAUUUAUAUUUAAUACGUGAUUUUUAUAUCUGUAGAAAUUUGCCUGCAAUGGUACUGUGAUUGAGCACCCAGAGUAUGGAGAGGUGAUUCAGCUUCAAGGGGACCAGCGGAAGAACAUAUGUCAGUUCCUCGUUGAGGUAAGCAUUUCAAGGGAGUCCUUAAAGCUCCUGUUUGGCUUAUUGCUUCUGUUCUUGCAUUUUAAGAUUGGCAUAGGGUUGAAUAGGUUCAUGAUGGAUCGCAGCAACUGAAUUAAAACAAUCGCACAGCCUGUAAAGUAACUGGUUUUAGCUUGUGUUGGGGUGUGUGGUGGCUAUCGAGCUGGUGAGUUUUUAAAGACACUCUAUUGUACAGACUGCAUUCAUGAGUUGGUGUUUGAAGCCACAAUCACUUCUCUCUUUCCUUUUGCAGAUUGGACUGGCUAAAGACGACCAGCUGAAAGUCCAUGGGUUUUAAGUGCCUGUGGCUCGCCAAAGUCUCAAGGGGGCAGACUUCCCUGAGAUGAGAAAUUCCUUGUGCCCCGCAUCACUAGUUUAAAAACAAGCCAGCUUGCAUAAUGUAAUCGCAUCAGGUUCCCCUUAGUCUGGACUAGUGUAACUCAGCAAUGUAAUAAACUGACAAGAGCCCACGUUGUGUCGUCUUGCUGUUCCUCAUUUAAACCAGGCCCAGUUAUGGUGUAAAGCCAGAAGCUUAUUCUACACAAGACACUUCUGAUAAGAGGCCAUGAAUGUUUUGGCUGUGUUGGGGACUUUCUAAAAAACUUUCAGGCCACCAUGUCAUAGAAAUUGAGGCUAAUAACUAGAGGUGCUUGUCUGGAACGAACUGUGACACUAAGUGGCAGAGUGCAGAGCUGGGGUCUGAAUUGCCUUUGUACAUCUGAAGGAAUCUUCCUUCAAAGGUAUUGGGGGAUGUGGAAACCAAAGUCCCCGUUCCCAGACCGAUCAAUAGCAGACUCAAUCUGUGGCUUAAAGUUAAGGGAGCAGUUUUAAAAUAGGUUUGUCAUUGUGGAGUGCUGCUUUUAACAACUAAUGACCCUGCGAAGCAACAGCUUUCUUGGUUCAAGUCCUGAUGUUCUGUGAAAUGUAUUUAAACACUUAUUUAAAUAAAAAUGAUUUUCAGAAA